UGUAUGUGUAUUAAGACAUUUGCACUGGAAACUAAACAAAAAUACUUUGUAGUAUUUUGUGAUUUUAAACCGUUGCAGUUGUGUUCCCAUCCACCAGGUGGCGCUUCGUCACCACUAGGCUGCCGUUGACUUUGCGUAAACUUUGCCCGGAGUUCUUCCAGAAUCAAACCAGUCGAGCAGAAUGAGUUAAAAAGCGACGUAAAGGCUCUUUUAGAGGACAAACCUUAUCAGCGCUCCCUCCCAGACAAAUGAUCAGUCCCACUCAGAAAAGGACGCCGAGUUUCCACUUUCCGCCCGGAGGAGACACACCCACGGAGCGGCAGAGCGAGGAGUCGAUGGGAUGCUGAGAGGAGACGGACGGUGUGAUUGAACCCGCCGUCAUUACCGUUUCAGAGGCUGCGACCUGAUGGAGACAGCAGCUGCUCCCCAGUGAUCCCAGUCGCCAUGCCAACUUUUACAACCCUCAAAGCAAACAGGAGUCCUCAGAGAAGCUGCUGAGUCUACCAGCAUAUCAGCCGCCAUCUUGGUCUGUGGGAGGACUGGGAGGCAGAGAUGGUUCUCCGCUGGACUCUCCUGAUGUUGGCCUUGCUGUUGAAGACCGGUCCGGUUCAUGGAUGCAAUUGUCCAGCAGCUACCGUCUUGUCCCAGUUUCCCUCUGAGGUUCCCGCUGAUGCCUGCUGCUUGAACUUCUCUGGCUCUGCCUUCAAUCAUGUGCGCUGGUCUGUGUUUACCAACGGCACCAACGUACAAACUCUGGAUCUCUCCAACUGCAACAUUAGCCUUAUUAUUGUCAGCGGAAAGCAGGCCUCUUCACUGCGGAGAGUUUUCCUUGAUGGGAACCAACUGAGAGAGUUGCCAGAGCACUUCCUGGCGGACCAGCCCUGUCUGACUGAGCUGGACCUGAGUCAGAACCAACUCCAGGAGAUUCCCAAAGGCUUCCUUCAGGACUCUGAUCGCCUCCAGAGGCUGGACCUGCAGGGGAACCAGCUGCGCUCCCUCCCUGGUGAUUUAUUCCAGAUUCCCAGUCUUCAUGAACUGGGGCUGGAUGGGAACCGGUGGGAAUGCUCCUGUUUGUUCCUGGAAGGGUUGGAGGCCAGCAGGCAGGCCAACAGGACGGCCCGGCUGGAGGAUCUCAUGGGGAACCUGACAUGCUUCUUUCCUCGACACCUCGCCGGCAGAACGGUGUGGUCGCUACGCAUCAGCGACGUCUGUCGCCUGGCCGGCCUUACGGCGCUCUUCAUCGUCCUGCCUCUCCUCAUUCUUUCCGCCUUGCUGCUCUGCUGGUGCUGUGGGAGGAAGAAGAAGAAAAAGGAAACUCUCACUUUCAGCUCCUCCAAAAAGAGGGCCCCCAACUUUGGCUGCAGCAACCACAAGCACCACAACAGGCAGCAGGAUCCAGGAGCCGAGCCGAGCAGAGCUGCCGACUGCAGGACGGAGGGGAUCCUGAAGAACCAGCUGCUGCUCCGCCCGGCUUCGGGUCUCCUGGGCAGCACCAGGGACAUCUACGAGGAGGUGGAGAUCAAGCUGAGCUCAGCAGAGUCUCUUCCCGGCUCCUCGGAGGGGAGGCAGGGUCCCCAGGAGCCCGACAGGGCCAGCAAGAUGGAGCUGGACACGGUCAGCGUGACAGAAGUGAUGAAAGACUCGGCGGACAGAGAAAAGGUCUAUCUGACUCAGUCCACUGAGUACUACAGCCUGGUGCCGGGCAUCGAGCUGGAAGACUCGGACCACGGGGAAUAUGAGAACAUAAACCUGUCAUGACAUAGAGAUAUGGUGGAAGGUGACCUAUUAUGCUUCAAUGAACGGGUUAGGAUUGGACCAAACAUGUUCACUACAUUUUUUCCAAAAUCAUUCUUAGAUAUUGAGAUUUUAGUCUAGUCAGGUCCACCAACCCAACAUUUACAAUCGCUUGUGAAGAUGGCUGCAAACAGAUGCACAAUUUUACAACCGUACGGCUUUGAAAAGCAUUAAGUGCAGCCUCCUGCUUUACCAACAAAGAGGCAACAAGUGGUUUCUGGAUAGUAAGUCGCCAACAAAACACUUGUUUUACCUCAGCAGCCAUUGUACAUACAGCCAUAAAACCAGCUAACCAAGACGUGCUGGACCUCCAUUUGGGUUGCUAGGUAACUACAUGGGCUUCACUGAGGUUGCUAGGUAACAGGCAGUGGCUUCUAAAUUGUAACUUUACAUUCGUUAGGUUUUUGAAACAUCUACUUUUCCCAACACCAAAAAAUAUAAACUUUUUGCCAUAAAACUGUUUCUUUUUUUUAAGCGCUUUUUAAGCACUUGGGUCUCCACUGUUCAAGUGAAGGAAUAAAAACACAUUUCCAGCAGCCAUUGUACAGCACAUAUUGUGGUAAAGCCAGCUGACCAAACAUACUCGAGCUCAGCUUUGGGCCACUAGGUGACAAGCUGGGAUUCACUGGGGUUGCUAAGUGACGGCGCAGUUCCCGUCGAUUGUGAUUCAACAUCUGGAAGGUUUUUGAAACGGCUCAUUUUUUUAACAUUAACUUAUAGCCAAAAACAUGUUUGUUUUUAGAAGCAGUAGAGACCAAAUGGAACUAUAAAAACGUGCAAAAAGUUAAUUUUGCAUAAUAGAUCCCCUUUAAGUUUACAGAUGGCCUUUCAAUCAAUCAUGGGCAUUAAUGCCACAUUAACUUUGUACUUUUAACAGAUUGAAACACAGUAAUGCACCUCUCACUAAUAUUUGGAUACCUCAGUCUCAGUGUGUAUCUUUAUCACACACUUUUUAUGGAUUUCUAAUACACUGGUUAGUUUCUUGCCACAGCAAAUAUGUCAGAUUACAGUUUGAUUCAAAACACAGAUUUUUUUUUAUCACAAUGAUAUUAUCCAAUUGUGUUUUACUGUUAUUUUUUGUAAUUACCUGCCUUAGGACAAAGAAUGAAAUUUAGCUACCGUGCUAAUUUCUGCAUAUUUAAAUGGCUGUAAAUUGAGGCAAAGUUAAUUAAUGUGCACUUUCCUAAUCAAAUGAAUACAGAAUUUAAAAAACAAAAAGAAUUAGAAAAAGUCCUAAGAUUUUUUCGAACAACACUAUGAAACAUCAGUCAUGGUGGUGGCAUCAUGCUUGAUUAGCUGGUAGCGGCGCUACAGCAUCGCAUAAAUAAAGAAGAAGCUAAACUACCUUGAACUUCUUUAACUUCAAAUCAACAGCUACAAGUUUUAAACAUGGAUAUAGUUGAAUGUAGCUACAGGAAAUUCCUAGUUUCAAAAAAAUACCAGCUAACAAAAAUGCUUUAGCAUUAGCACUAGCUUAAACAUAUAGCUAUUCCAACAGCAAAGAAGAUGUUGUUGUUCUAGUUGAAGCUAAUAUCAAUGUUGUAAACUCUGUAAUAAAGAUGGAUAAAAACAAAAGUGUACAUUAUUUAUUCCUGUUUAUGUACCAGCUAGCAUUAGCAGUGCAGCACAGCUAGCUGAGCGACAGGUAGUCAUAAAACCUUUGCUUUAAAACUGUUUCUCAUAGUGUUUGAGCAGAUAAACAGUAAAUGUUUUCAGCACUCUUCAUAAUAACUGUUUUUUUAUUAUGUAAUCUGAUGUUAAAUGGAAGAAUGAAGAAUGGCAGAAUGAAAACUGACCAAAAAAAAAAAGUCAUAUCAGCUCCUGAAUCGAUGUUGCAGUGAGCAGUAAAUGGUUUUUUUUUGUUUUUUUACUGGAGCUUUAUCUUUAACAAUAUAAUUUAACCAUUAAAAACUCAGAAUGAAAAGAUGGUGCAUUUUUUACAAUCCUGAUCAUAUCCGACACUGAUGAAGUAGAAUUAGAAGUAAAUAUUUUUAUUUUUUCGUAAUUUAACUCAGAUCGUGGUCUGCUGAGAUAUACAUGUUUUUGGCUGUAUUUAAAUAUUUUGAGUUGUUUUGUACUUAAUUAAAUAAACAACUAAUUUGUCAGCGGGUUUAAAGUUCAAUGAAGGAUUAUUGUUUACCAAAAACAAACUAAAGUGCAACAACUCAGUUUUUCUAUGAUUUACAUUCUCAGCUGUAAAGAUUUUGGUCUAUUUGCCCUAUAAAAUAAAAACAUUUUUGUUAAUUUU
Molecule: messenger RNA, 4042 nt
Organism: Xiphophorus couchianus (Monterrey platyfish)
Lineage: Eukaryota; Metazoa; Chordata; Actinopteri; Cyprinodontiformes; Poeciliidae
Product: vasorin
Exons: 3
Coding region: 553-1758 (401 amino acids)
Cellular component (GO): plasma membrane
Molecular function (GO): protein binding
Source: RefSeq, a predicted model, not a curated record